Messenger RNA from Drosophila biarmipes, 1068 nucleotides. RefSeq lists its product as uncharacterized. Bases 253 to 954 code for a protein of 233 amino acids. The record is from RefSeq and is a predicted model, not a curated record. The transcript has 4 exons. NCBI's taxonomy places the organism in Eukaryota, Metazoa, Arthropoda, Insecta, Diptera, Drosophilidae.
UAAACGGUCACACUGUUGUUAUCAUUACAAACAAUUACCAAUAUCCUAAAAUGAUUGAAAAACAGUUCGUUUAGUAAAAAGAUACCUAAAAUCGGUUUAAUUAACCUUUUUAAUCAUACUACAAAUAUUGCCUUCGCGUCAGAAUUUACAGUUUUGCUGCUAGGCUCAGAAACCAAUCUUGUGCGGCUUUCACCAAUGAAGUAACCAGUACCAGUUACGGAUAGCUUUGAGAAUUGAUUCUGUUCAGACAAUAUGAAGCGCAGAUCCACUGUCAAAGACCCUUCCCCAAAAACCCUGCCCUAUAAAGUGGUACACAAUGAGAUUUGCAAGCCCGGUACUGAGGAGAAAAUUAGGAUCUUGAACGAGAAAAUGGAUAUGGUUCUCCAAAAUCAAAAGAAAAUGCUUCUUGUUUUAAGCCAACUAACUAAUCGGGAAACCGAUUCAUUGGGACCCCAAAUAGUUUCGGUAAAUAGCAUACGACACCUAAUGAGUCCUGCGUCAGGGGAUUGGUCACCACAAGAAUUCCCAUUGACGGAACUGGAACAAGUAGAAAAAAUGGAGGAGGAAAUGAAUGAUCCGAUAAAGCAAUCAAUAUAUAUCAAAACCAUGCAGGACAUUCUGAAACCCGGAGGAACACUCUGUCCUGGUGGUCUGAAAAAACAAUUUCACCUCAUACUUGAAAAAGAUUUUUUGAAUGAUUUUAAUUUUGAUGGCAUCCACAACAAGAUUCCCCUCAAAAAGUUUGGAAAUUUUAACAACGCUUUAUUUGAAGUUCAGAAGCGUGAAGGAUACUUCAGAGACGACUACGUCUCUGAAAUCAGACUAGCAUUUCGUGCCUAUAAAAACCGUAGACAUAAGUUUAUUUCCGAUGCCCGGAAGAAACUUAGAGAAGCAAUGGCCGUAAUGGAGCCCCAAGUAAAAUUUGAAGAGAUUAUGUAUCCAGACUCAAAUUAGCGUAAUGUCAAAUCAAAAAUACUGUUAAGACGAUUGUAUAUAAAUAAUUUUUUGGUUGUAAAUUAGUAACUAUUAUGUUGUUCUAUUAAAACACACAUUUUUUGGGUGCUCAAA